GUCGCCAUGGCGGCGGUUGCGAGGCAUGAGGACCGGGCCUGCCAGAGACAGCAAAUAAUUGAAGAUGUACUGCCAUGGUACCUAAAAACAUCAAAACUAGCACUCGCUCUGGCUAUAAUUGGCAGCACGCCCCCAGAAAAGAGCAGCAGAGAAUAUGCAGAGCAAUUGGCUAAUAGCUUAUGUCAGAAGGGAGUCGAAUGGAAGUUAAAGGCUGAAGCUUGGAAAGCUGAAGCAUUACACCUGCGUCAGAAGUUAUUUCUAACUCAAAUGCAAUCUGCAGCAAGGUCAAAUGAUGGCACUGGAGCCAACUCUUCUACCUGCCUAGAAUUUCCAACUCAAGAUCCCGUGAGCUUUAUAAAUGAGUCUGCUGUUCUAGAGGAUUCUGGUUGUGAUGUAUCUAAUGGUCAAGGAUCAGAUACGCAGGACCUAUUAACAAACUGCAGAUUGAAAAUCGUUGGUUCUUAUUCAUUAACCAGUGAAGAAACAUUGCCAUUAGUUAAUUCCACAUUGCUCCCUGCUGCAUCAGAUGCUGCCAGAGGGGAUGAAUUACAAGUGGUUAAGAAAAUGCUUAAUUUUCACACUCAGUUUUUACAGAGUUUAAUACGCAUGAGGAAGAUUGCAGCUGAUAGAACUCCAACAGCAGAAACAUUGACUUUAGCUAUUGACUACUCAAUAGUAAUAGACUCAGUGUCGCAUUUUGCUGAGAGUUUGCUAGUUUUCUGUACAAACCCCAAAUCUCUACCUCCACCUUCUAUGCUGAUGCAAGCAACUGAGUGCCUUGUCAGCGUAAUGCAAGACGGUAAAUUGCCAUUGCCUGUCCUUGAGCAGUGUGUCAAGAGGGUAGAGGAACUUGUAAAGAAGUUGGUGAAAGUUAUUUUGGACAAUGCAGGAAUAAAUCGGCCUAACAGCCCCCAGAGUGCUUUCAUGCUCACUGGCAGCGCCCCCUCCCAGGGUGCUUUCGUGCUCGUUGUUGCCCACUAG
Messenger RNA from Mobula hypostoma (lesser devil ray), 981 nucleotides. RefSeq names its product meiosis-specific, MEI4 homolog (S. cerevisiae) (gene mei4). The coding region runs from base 7 to 981 and encodes 324 amino acids. The transcript has 4 exons. Gene Ontology annotation, biological process: spermatogenesis; oogenesis; homologous chromosome pairing at meiosis. The record is from RefSeq and is a predicted model, not a curated record. NCBI's taxonomy places the organism in Eukaryota, Metazoa, Chordata, Chondrichthyes, Myliobatiformes, Myliobatidae. Gene Ontology annotation, cellular component: lateral element.